Messenger RNA from Ilyonectria robusta, 642 nucleotides. RefSeq lists its product as uncharacterized. Bases 1 to 642 code for a protein of 213 amino acids. The record is from RefSeq and is a predicted model, not a curated record. The transcript has a single exon. Lineage: Eukaryota; Fungi; Ascomycota; Sordariomycetes; Hypocreales; Nectriaceae.
AUGAGAGUGCUCGAGAUUCCCAGAUCGGAGCUCAUUGCAGCCCCCGACCAGCAAUGCGAUGAAGCUACCCUCCGCGUUGCACUCGCCGUGUGCAGCGCAUAUGCCAUCUCGCCCCUGUGCUGCACGCCGGAAGCCCUCAGAAUUUUGAAAGAAUAUUUCCAAGGCGAUGCAUCCACAUUCACUGCAGCGGACUUCAGCCUGGCUCACAAUGUGUUUUGCAUCGUGGUUGAAGAUUUGGGUCGCUGGGCCAAUCUCGACGCAGAGCAGAUUAUCACCCCGUUGGUCAUCAUCAAUGCAUUUGAUGUCUACUCGAUUCUAUCUGAAAUCUCCGGACCAGUGGCUCCGCCCUCGUUACAUCGUCAGGCAAGCACGGGACAGCAGGCAUUUGGAGGGAUGUUGGGCGAGUUCGAGGGUAAGAUUCAAUCUGCCCGAACUCUGGUCGAACAGGCGAUGGGCGAAGUUGACACCACGAUCGGAUGGGUCCAAGAGAUAGUAUGUGCUGCUGAAAAUGUCCAAGCAGGGCUCGGGCAAGUCCAUCAGCAGUUAGAGGUGGUGGACAAUGGAACCCUGGACAUGCAAAUUGGGCGCGAAAACUUGGAUUACAUCAAGGAGCGGCUGGAAACCGUGUCUGAGAGCAUGUGA